UCGUAUCCUCGUUUUCAGGAUUCUCCGCCGACUCGCCAUUUCCACACCUGCGACUUGCAGCGGGGCUUGUCCUUGGACACCGCUCUCCAUGGAGCUGCCUCCGGUGAAUCAGGAUGUCGUUGGGAUCCAAGAGGCUUUGAGGUCUUACGGCGCGGCAGCGCGGUACUCGGCGCCCGACUCGCCCCCCCCCGCGGCGGCGGCGCGAGAAGCGCAGUCGGCGCCCAAAGUGGAAUCCUACCCGGCCUUCUUGAAUGUCCAGGCCCCUCCAGAGGACCAUUUGGAAGAGGUGCGGGAGAGACGCUUACGGCUGAUGGCUCAAGAGAAGGCCCGCCGGCAAGCGCGAAAUCGAAAAACUGCUGGCUAUGCGAUCCAAGAGCCUGGACAGCCACCAGCAGUAUAUGAUCCUGGACCGGCUCCGGAGCCCAGACCAGCUCCACGGCCUGCAGCUCCGGAGCCCGGCUUUGCCGAGCGCGCGGCCGAGGCGGCCUUCGCUGCCCGGGUGGCACGCGGAGCGUACGAGCAUCCGGGGAGCGUGGGACAGCGUGCGGACCCCGAGCUGGUCCAGCCGCGUCUGAGUCGCAACGACGACUUUAACGGCCUCUGGAUGGAUGACACCGGGAAGAGCUACGAGCUACAGCAGGUCGGCUCGGUGGUGACGGAACAGCGGCAGCAGAGCUAUGGUAUGGCCAUGCAAAACGAGCUGACCAUGUUCGGUGCCAUUGGGACCCUGGUGGACGACCUCAUCCGUUGGUCGGACGGCAGCGUUUGGGCACGCGAGGCGACGACGGGCGAGGGCGGCAGCUCCGGUCCGCACCGCUCGGGCGCCAACUUGGGCUCCCUGGGCGGCUUCGCGUGGAAGGCCGCGGCACGGCGGCAGCGCCUGGCGCCAGAGCUGCCAGAGCUCUUCACGGCGCCUGCAGGGCCAGGGCCAGGGCCAGACAUGUCAGGGGACUGGGAGGAGACCAAACAGGAGAAUGAGCAGCGCCUAUGGUUUGCACCCUGGGUGCACGAGGGCAAGAGAGGCUUGUAAUGUUUCAGACCAAUUCGACGCAUGCGAUCCGAUGCCGAGCCCACAGGUGCAGCGAGAUGCGAUGAUUUUGUCGGAGUAGAAAAA
Molecule: messenger RNA, 1114 nt
Organism: Durusdinium trenchii
Lineage: Eukaryota; Dinophyceae; Suessiales; Symbiodiniaceae
Source: the annotation of a GenBank genome assembly